GUAAUCCUUCGAUAUUCGCCGCACCUAGCCGGAAACUAGAGAUAAGGCAUCGCGCCAUAAAUACAGAUUCAGGAGCCCUGCUGGCUGUAUCAGUCAAGCAGCUCGCCUCAACAUGACAGGACACCUCCUCGUCACCCUGUGCCUCCUGGUGGCCGCCGCGUCCGCCCUGCCAGGCGGACUCCUCCCAAGGCGAGGGUCCUGGGCCGUGGUGGAGCCCACCACGGAGACGCCCUACACCAAGCCCACCGACAUCCCGCCCACCAUGCCGGCCUCGUGCGCCGAGCGCCCCGAGAAGAACGACUACCUCAUGAUCAUCGACCCUAUCACUUGUACCCGGUUCAUCGUGUGCGACGGCCCCAGGGAGACGGUCAUGUCGUGCCCCGCCGGGCUGUACUUCAACUACGAGAAGCAGUACUGCGACUGGCCGGAGCUCAGCCACUGCGACCCGCGACCGGGCCUGCCGUCCACCACCACCGAGUACGUCACCGUCACCCCGGAGCCCGACGUCACCAGGCCACCACGGACGCCGCCAACACCAGCGGACACGCCGUCUGAGGACACACCGUCUGACGACACAACGCCCGAAGACACGACGUACAUCAUAGCAUCAAGUGCAUCCGAGGAAUAACAACCAGGUUGCUGCAAUCCCAUUGCCUGUUUUUUUUACUUUUUGUACAAUAUUUAUUUGUAGUAUUUGUAGUAAAUCGUAGUAAAUGGCAUGCAUUGUAGUAAAUUGUAGUGAUUUGCAGUAAAUGACAUGCAUUUAAAAAAAAACAGUCAAGUCCUUCUGGA
Molecule: messenger RNA, 792 nt
Organism: Thrips palmi
Lineage: Eukaryota; Metazoa; Arthropoda; Insecta; Thysanoptera; Thripidae
Product: probable chitinase 10
Exons: 3
Coding region: 113-628 (171 amino acids)
Cellular component (GO): extracellular region
Molecular function (GO): chitin binding
Source: RefSeq, a predicted model, not a curated record